AAGACCCACCACGGUGUCCUCCUGAUGUCCCGCCUCUUCUCUCGCGACGGCAGGCUCAAUCUACAGGGAGACUGGGGAAGACCAUAGACGAUGCUCGCGGCGAGGACGUUUCGAUCGUUCUCGAGCAGCGUACGGCGAGCAACACGCGGAGUUUCGUCUCGCGUCCGUCCGCAGGUUGCAGCCUCCGGACAGCCAUGGACCGCUGGUAUAAUCACUGCAGGCGUGGUAAUCGGGUCAUAUGCUGGGUAUACAAUACUGAACCCUGUGAGGCUUGAUGCCCCCGAUAGAAAGGCUCCGAAGCCUAGCGAAGCAGCCCCUCGACACAUACCGUACGAGGAGGUGCAGAAGCACAAUACGCGGGAGAGCUGCUGGGUCAUCAUCGACGGUCAGGUCUACGACGCAACCUCCGUGCUCGAAUGGCAUCCAGGAGGCGCUGCAGUCAUCUUGAGGAAUGCUGGAAAGGAUGCAACCAAAGCUUUCGUUCCCAUCCACCCUCCGAACACGCUGCAACACCUCCCCAUGGAGGCUCACAUCGGACCUGUCGACCCCGCCACGAUACCCGAGGACGCGAAUAAACCUACGGAGGACGAGAUCCGCGUAGCGGAAGCCAGGCAGAACCUCCCUCCUCCGUCUGCUGCCAUUAACCUGCAUGAUAUCGAGAUCUUGGCGGAGAAGGUCCUCACACGCACAGCUUGGGCCUACUACCGUUCGACCGCGGACGAUGAAGCGACGUACUUUGAGAACAGCAACGCGUUCAAACGGUUCUGGUUCCGGCCCAGAGUUAUGAACAAGGUAUCCCAGAUCUCGACAGCGACCACGCUCUUCGGUAUUCCCAGCUCUCUCCCGAUCUUCAUCUGCCCCGCCGCGCUCUAUCGGCUGGGUCAUCCCGACGGCGAAAUGAACGCGGUGCGCGCUGCCGGCCAAGAAGGGAUCAUCCAGGGUAUCUCGAACAACGCGAGCUGCUCGACGGAGGAGUGCGUGUCCGCCAAGCUGCCGGGGCAGGGACUCGUCUUCCAGCUGUACCUGAACAAGGACCGGAGGGCAUCAGAGGCGCUCGUGAAGAAGAUCGAGGCGCAGGGGUUCAAGGCGAUAAUGCUCACGGUGGACUCGGCCGUGCCUGGGAAGCGCGAGCUUGACCAGAGGGCGAAGGGCGAGGAUUUCAACGAUGGGCCGUCAACGUUCGGGAAGUCAGAGAGUAGCGGCCUGGGCGUGGCGCAUGCGAUCUCUGGAUACCAGGAUCCCGACAUUCUCUGGGACGACAUUCCAUGGCUACGUCGUAUCACCAAACUGCCGAUCAUCAUCAAGGGUGUCCAAUGCGUUGAGGAUGCAGAGAAGGCCUUCGAGGAGUACGGUGUGAAGGCCAUCAUCCUAUCGAAUCACGGCGGACGAGAGCUGGAUUACUCUCCUGCUCCCAUGACUAUCCUGUACGAGCUCUACCAACGACGCCCGGACCUCCUGAAGAAGAACGAAGUCUACAUCGACGGCGGCGUGCGCCGCGGGACGGACGUGCUCAAGGCGCUCUGCCUCGGCGCGCGGGGGUCGGCCUCGGGCGGCCGUUCCUUCAUGCGCGAGGAGAUCGAGACGGGGAUGCGGUUGUUGGGCGUGACGAGUCUUGACCAGCUUAGACCGGAGUUGCUGAGCUAUAUGGAUAAGAGGCUCGGACAGCCCGAGCGACGGUCGAAUAGAUCAUAACAUUACGUGUCACGGAGAUCCUAGAGUUGUUGCUUCAUAUAUUCUGUUCAUACGAAGUACUCACCACUGCCACGGGAAAGGCUCGUCAUCACAAACAGAAAUGUGAAGUGGCGGCUAGGGAGCUCGUUGUAUACUCAAACCUGGUUAUCGCCCUCGUACUGCGCCUCCGUUGCAUACCCCGUGUACGAAAGUGAGG
Molecule: messenger RNA, 1888 nt
Organism: Fomitopsis serialis
Lineage: Eukaryota; Fungi; Basidiomycota; Agaricomycetes; Polyporales; Fomitopsidaceae
Product: FMN-dependent dehydrogenase-domain-containing protein
Exons: 12
Coding region: 91-1692 (533 amino acids)
Biological process (GO): lactate metabolic process
Molecular function (GO): L-lactate dehydrogenase (cytochrome) activity
Source: RefSeq, a predicted model, not a curated record